Messenger RNA from Echinococcus granulosus, 933 nucleotides. RefSeq names its product Transcription initiation factor TFIID subunit 8. Gene Ontology annotation, cellular component: transcription factor TFIID complex. Gene Ontology annotation, molecular function: protein heterodimerization activity. Gene Ontology annotation, biological process: transcription initiation at RNA polymerase II promoter. The transcript is spliced from 4 exons. NCBI's taxonomy places the organism in Eukaryota, Metazoa, Platyhelminthes, Cestoda, Cyclophyllidea, Taeniidae. Bases 1 to 933 code for a protein of 310 amino acids. The record is from RefSeq and is a predicted model, not a curated record.
AUGUCUGGUAUUCCCUCCCGUCCUGUUGUACAUUCGGAUAUACCACAUGGUAUUGUCGAUGUACUUGAAUCUCUAGUUGGCUUUGUGUCCCGUCAGUGUGGAUUCCAGUAUAUCGAGCAGCCAUGCCUUCCAAUACUGACGAACCUGCUCAUAUCAUUCUUUGAGUCACUUGCCACAAAGAGUCUUGCUUACGCUGAAGCAGCGAGUCGGACGAAGAUUGUUCUGAAUGAUUUGGUGCUGGCAUUCGUUGACUUCGGCUUCGAGAUUUCCCGAAUAUUUGAGCAAAGUAGACACUUUCCAAUGCCCGGACUCAAUGGACCUGCUGCUCUAGGUGACCCAGCCCGAGGCGUAGUUUGUAAACCUGUGAUUGGUCCAAGUGGAGCGCCAAUUAUCCCCUGCACUGUCAGUCUUCGCACCGACGCCGUCAAAUCUGUGGGGUCCGGUGCAGCAGCUCUGCCUACUGCGGGGGGCGCGGCAGCGGGUAUGACUGCUACCCAGACCGCUCCCAAGGCCCCUGCGCAUCUUCUCCUCCCACCAUUACCCGAACCACAUACGUACCUGGACUCUAAGGUUACGCGACCCCCGCCAGCCCAGAGUUUGGCCAGUUUGCGCCGACAGGUGAUUGAUCAGCGCAGACAGAUGCAGCUCUCGCUAACGUCGUAUGUGUCACUUGGACAAUCGGUGGAUCAUCUAUUUCCGGGGGAUCGGGAAUCCUUUCCCAUUCUGUUGCCCCAGCCCUCGAGUAGACCCUACGUCUCCGCUCUUUUGGCGGAGUCCUUGCCCGAGUCGGAGGAACAGCCCAGUGAUACAACGAAGUCCAUGGACCAAGAUUCUACUGAAAAGCCUCAUUCCGGUGAUGGCUCCAUCUCCAACUUCUAUCUCUGCAAACCUACUUUUCCCAGCGCUGAAGUUAGCUCGGGACACUUUUUGUGA